Molecule: messenger RNA, 2456 nt
Organism: Oncorhynchus nerka (sockeye salmon)
Lineage: Eukaryota; Metazoa; Chordata; Actinopteri; Salmoniformes; Salmonidae
Gene: glrbb
Product: glycine receptor, beta b
Exons: 11
Coding region: 391-1878 (495 amino acids)
Biological process (GO): regulation of membrane potential; nervous system process; chloride transmembrane transport
Cellular component (GO): neuron projection; postsynaptic membrane; synapse
Molecular function (GO): transmembrane signaling receptor activity; glycine binding; extracellularly glycine-gated chloride channel activity
Source: RefSeq, a predicted model, not a curated record
GACAGGUGCACACGCAAUCCUCCAUCUUGGGCAUCACAAACUGAGGCAAAAGGGCAUCAACCAUAUACAUUCAAUACAAAUACAAAUCUGACCGCGCGUAGAGAAAAAUAGGCAUGUACUCGAAAUGUAAAUUAGAGGUAAAAAUCAACAACUGCUACUUCGAAUGAAUGACGGACGAGGGAGACCAGAAUGAAGAAUAUCGACUGCGUAUGGUCAAGGAAGACUAACGACCUUUUACACUGUCAGCUUUUACCUGUCUAGUAACGAAUCAACUAUUAAAGAAAACAAAAUGCACCCUUCGUUUUAUUAGAUCUGGCAGUUACUAUUCUUCUCUGCAACCUUUACCAAAAAGUUGACUGGACCUCUUCAAAGGCUCAGGGGUUGACCGAGAUGGGCGUCAAGAAGCUGGCCAUCCUUCUCCUCGCCUUCUUGGUCUGGAUAGAGGGAGGAUCCACUAAAGAAAAAGGGACAAAGAAAGGGAAGAAGGGGAAGCAAGUCUACUGUCCUUCACAGCUGACACCUGAGGAUCUGGCACGGGUCCCUGAGAAUUCAACCAGUAACAUCUUGAACAGAUUACUGAUCACAUAUGAUCCUCGAAUCAGGCCCAACUUCAAAGGCAUUCCUGUGGAGGACAAAGUGAACAUAUUUAUAAACAGCUUUGGGUCAAUCCAGGAGACCACUAUGGAUUACAGAGUGAACAUCUUUCUGAGGCAGCGAUGGAAUGAUCCCAGACUCAGGCUACCUCGGGACUUUAAGUCUGAUUCACUCACCGUUGAUCCCAAGAUGUUCAAAUGCCUGUGGAAGCCUGAUUUGUUCUUCGCUAACGAGAAGAGUGCCAACUUCCAUGACGUCACCCAGGAGAACAUUCUCCUCUUCAUCUUCCGCAACGGUGACGUCCUCAUCAGUAUGAGGUUGUCUGUCACUCUAUCCUGUCCUUUGGACCUGACCCUGUUCCCCAUGGAUACGCAGCGCUGUAAGAUGCAGCUGGAGAGCUUUGGCUAUACAACGGAUGACCUGCAGUUUAUGUGGCAGUCAGGAGACCCUGUCCAGAUGGAGGAGAUCGCCCUGCCCCAGUUUGAUAUCAAACAGGAGGACAUAGAGUAUGGUAACUGCACCAAAUUCUAUGCAGGGACAGGCUACUACACAUGUGUGGAGGUGAUAUUCACCCUGAGGAGGCAGGUGGGCUUCUACAUGAUGGGUGUCUAUGCCCCCACACUGCUCAUUGUGGUCCUCUCCUGGCUCUCCUUCUGGAUCAACCCUGAUGCCAGCGCUGCCAGGGUCCCUCUGGGGAUCCUCUCGGUGCUCUCCCUGUCUUCUGAGUGCACGUCCCUGGCGUCAGAGCUGCCCAAGGUUUCCUACGUGAAGGCCAUCGACAUCUGGCUGAUCGCCUGCCUACUGUUUGGCUUCGCCUCCCUGGUGGAGUACGCCGUGGUGCAGGUGAUGCUCAACAGCCCCAAGCGCAUCGAGGCUGAGAAGGCCAAGAUGGCAUCCAAGGUGAAGGCAGAGGGUAAGGAGAAGGCGGCAGGCAAGAACAACACGGUCAAUGGUACCAGCGAGACGCCCUGUCAUGUCAGCACACUGCAGGGGGCAGAGAUCCGGUGCAAAAAGGUGUGCACCUCCAAAUCGGACCUGCGCACCAACGACUUCAGCAUUGUUGGCUCACUGCCGCGGGACUUUGAGCUCUCGAACUUUGACUGCUACGGGAAGCCCAUUACCUUGCCCCACGGCCUGAGCAAAAGCCAGGCCAAGGCCAAGAAACCGCCGCCGCCCAAGCCCAUCAUCCCCUCAGCUGCCAAGCGGGUCGACCUCUAUGCCCGAGCCCUCUUCCCCUUCUCCUUUCUCUUCUUCAACGUCAUCUAUUGGUCCGUGUACUUGUGAUCAGGGAUAGAAGUGAAGGGUUUUAGGCCAGCUUGGCUAGUAGACCACAUCUUUGCUUGUGAUCAUCUCGUAUUUUGAUCCAUUCUUCCUUAAUUUUUCAAGUUAUUGAUUUGUUGAUCUGUUUAUAUUAAUCUAUAUAUUAUUAACUAUCAUUAUUGGCACUAGAACAAUUAUAUCAUCCAUGAAUUCAUAAUUAUUGGCACUAGGAAGAGCGAGCAUCCAUCAUAGGUGUAAUUUGUGAGAUGAAUGAUAUAAAUUAUUUGACAAUUUGAAAAUCAAUAAAGAAUAAAAAAUAUUAACAAUUUAUGGAAAAAGAAUACUGAUGUAGUACUUAGUUAAAAGAAAUCAUAAGACACAGUACAAAUAAUUGUAAAUUGGUCUCCAUGUUUGAACUAGCAGGGUUUUAACGCAGACAGUCCUAGAAUUUCAGAACGCAUUCUGAUAUGUUAAAGAAAUUGCAUUGUGAAACCCAAACGUAUUAUGUCGAAGUCUCUCAAACGCUCUGGAGAACCGCACCAGGGUACCUCAUUUCAAACGCUCUGGAGAACCGCACCAGGGUACCUCAUUUCAAACGCUCU